This is a messenger RNA of Paecilomyces variotii, 1131 nucleotides long. RefSeq lists its product as hypothetical. Gene Ontology annotation, biological process: mRNA splicing, via spliceosome. The record is from RefSeq and is a predicted model, not a curated record. Gene Ontology annotation, cellular component: U2 snRNP; U5 snRNP; cytoplasm. The transcript is spliced from 6 exons. Bases 132 to 803 code for a protein of 223 amino acids. Lineage: Eukaryota; Fungi; Ascomycota; Eurotiomycetes; Eurotiales; Thermoascaceae. Gene Ontology annotation, molecular function: RNA binding.
CGACGAAGUGCUGGAACCUCUUGGGUUGACUGCACCGCAUUGCACCACAGGGAGUCUCGUAUUCCUUGUGUCUGACAUCUAUUCUUUGGAUCCCUGGUCUCAAGUCGCAUUCGUGCGCACCGGACCGAACCAUGGCGGCCGCCAACAAGCAGGGCAAGAUGCAAAAUCUCAUCAACUACCGGAUGAGGGUGACCUUGACCGAUGGCCGACAGAUGACCGGACAGAUGCUUGCUUUUGAUAAGCACAUGAACCUUGUUCUUGCAGACACGGAAGAGUUCCGCCGCGUGAAACGGAGAUCGAAUAAGCCCACACCAGGUCCCCCCAAUGCCCCGCUCGUCGAGUCCGAAGAGAAGAGAACUCUGGGGUUGACAAUUGUUCGCGGAACGCACGUUGUUUCUUGCUCAGUUGAUGGACCUCCCCCUGCAGACCCUUCGGCUCGGUUGGGAACCAGCAUCCCCGGUGGUACUGCUGCCGCCGCUGCCACUCUUGCUGCAGGACCUGGAAUCAGCAGACCGGCGGGACGAGGCCUGCCUGUUGGACUUGGAGGACCAGCUGCUGGUGUUGGAGGACCCCCACCCCCUGGUGGAUUUGGAGGCUUUCCUCCAGGCGGUUUCCCUGGAGCACCACCCCCAGGAUUCGCCGGCCGUGGAGGACCACCGGGAGGACCUCCUGGCUUUGCGCCCCCGCCUGGAUUUGCCGCCCCUGGCGCCCCGGGAGGACCUCCUGCCGGAUUCCAACCACCCCCUGGCUUCCAGCCCCCCGGCGGAGGACGCGGCUUCCCUCCAGGAUUUGGUGGUCGUUGAGAAGGAAUUUUUGUCGGAUGUCGCAUUAUGUAUCAAACUUGCAGACCGUGACCGAUGGGCGGAACGAUUUGACUGGACCAUCCCUAUUUACAGCCAUAAAAAAGGUAGACUUACCGGAGCUACCAGGCCAGGCGUUACGGCGCGUGCGGAUGGAGGUUAAGGAGUGCUCAAGCAGCAGAAUAACGCCAUAUUUGCAUAGUCAGGACCUCAAAAGUAAUACCAGAAAGAAGCGUGCAAAAAGUCUCAUGCGUGUGUUAGCUUGUAGAAUGGAAUCAAGUAUAAUUCCUGUGGUCUCUUUUCUCUCCAUUUCCCAAUUAACAUAUUAGGC